AUGAAACUUAAAGAUAUACUUUCCUGGUUACUUGAUCGAAUUCGAAAUUACAAUGUUUUUAUGUCCGAAGAUGAUCAUGUGGAUAACAACGAUGAAGUACAAGAACCAAGUGAUAUUCUUAAACACCAAAAAUAUACGACUCGACUGUAUGUUCUUCUACUCAUCACAUGUUUGUAUGUUUUGUUCUACGCUGUUUUGAUCAAAACACAACCAAGAACUAUUACCGAGCCUCAUGUUACUCUUGCUAAAUUCAAUGAACUUCAUUUGGAAUACAGAACAACUCUCAUAUGUCCAUGUUCGAAACCCACACUAUUGUAUAAGGAUUUUGUUUCUUUUUCAAUCACGUUUCAUCCUAUUUGCAAGAGUAUCUUUAUUCACGAAGAAUGGAUCGAAGGAUUAUCUAAUAAAAUGCAAAGCAAUUAUACACUUUGGGACUUUCCAACAGUAGCUCAACUUCAGUUUAAUAUUUUGGCGAGUCUUUGUUUGUUCUCUGAAAACAAAGUUUCCGACAUUCAAUUUAAUAUGCGCAAUCAUGAACUUGUUUCUAUACAUCUUUAUACUGAAAUACAACUGGAAACACAAGUGAAUAACAUCAUGCACUAUAUCAAAACCGAUGCAUUUGAUCCAAAUAUUCUGUUUGUGAACUAUAUUAUGAAAAUUAUUCACAGGAGUAAAUUCGUUUCUGCACUCAAUACAAAUAUAUGGUUAAAUGCUACAUACAAUUCUGAAACUGAAUUACUUCAAAUAGCAUUAACGCCCCCCUCCACUUCUAUUAAUAAUACGGGUAGCAUAAAUUGUUUCGAAUCUGAUGUUUUUGCGAGAGCAAAUCUCAAUACAGGACCGUAUCAUCAAAUAUUUAAUAAUCCUAGUGAUAUAACUGACCAUUUGAUACUGGAAGGAGAUAUCAAAGGAUUCUUCGUUGGAUGUAGUCCAUUUUCAAGUAUUCUUUCAAGCACACUUGAAUGCUUAUAUGAUAUCAAAUGUGUCCAUUCAAUAAUCAACCAUUUUCCGUUCCUUCAACAAAUGAAUAUUAGCUGGGCCGAUCAUAUUUUAAGAACACAACAAAGAAAUAUUUCUGUACAAGAAUAUUUUUCUAAAUUUUUCACUGAAGAAUUGGAAAUAGUAUCAAAUUAUUCAAAUUAUUUUAGCGAAUGUGCUCCAUCAUUUUGCACAUAUACAAAAACGAAUCAGAUCAAUUUUUCUCGUGCAUUAACACUUUUUAUUAGUUUAUAUGGUGGUCUCAUUAUUAUACUUCGCUUGAUGGCACCACUCUUAAUGAGCACUUUUAUGGAAUUGAAAUAUUGUUUUAAAAGUCGAAACAUUGCUUUAGUAUUUCGACAAAUACAUCCAUCGAAAUCCUUUAAAUCCAUCAAACAAUUGAAUUUAUUUAGAAGAAUUCAUCAACAAACAGAAAGUGAUAUUAAACAACAAAAGAUUACAACACAUCUUUAUUUGACUCUGUUGUCAAUCAGUAUUAUAUCUCUCGUUCUCUUUAAUUCACUGAGCACUCAUAUGACUAUGAUAACUGUGCCGAAUCCAUCAUUAACCAUUUAUAAUGAUCUACAAAUGAAACAUGCAAAUACACUCAAAUGUCCAUGCACUACUAUGGCAAUACCACAUCAGAAAUUUAUUUCAUUAAGUAUAGUUUUACAUAAGCUAUGCACAACCGCUUUUUCACCAAAUGGUUCCGAAUCUCUAUUCAGUUAUUUUAACAUGCAGACGAGACAAUGCCCACUUUUACCAUGGAGUUGUACUAUUGAAGAACAUUUCGAAUUGUUACGAGUUCUUUGCCAACUGGCUAAUGAGAGAAUCAAUAAUGCUAUUCUUCGCUUUAAUACGCAAUCCUUUAUUACUACAACUGUACUUAAUGAGCUCGAUUUUAAAACACAGAUUGAUGUGAAUAUUAAUCAAUUUUUUCAACCGAUCAUUUUCCAUUUUCGUUUCAUCAUUGAAUUAUCACGUCUUCUGCUCCAUAUCGAUCAACCGUAUAAGAUACAAAGCAUUUAUCAUAUAUUUACUGUAAGCAGAUAUACUGUUUCAAUUUAUAAUGAUGCAAGUGAAAUUAAUAAUCAAUCACAAUCAUUAUCAAAGAUAUUAUCUCGUUUGGUUCAGUAUCAUCAGUUUUUGGGAUCGACCAAUUGUUCUUGUAUCAUCAAUUCUCGUUGCACAACAGAAGUCUUUUUCACCUUUAAUUUUCCAGGUCUACUAAAUGAUGAUGGAAAGAAUCGUAACAAUUCACUACAAGGAAUAGUCGAGAGUUGUUCUAUUAUUGAUUCUGUUCUGGAUUCAACACUUGAAUGUUUCUAUGUUGAUUCUGAUUGUUAUCCAAUAAUUAAAUCUCGUGUAUUUCCAAUUUUGACACAAAACGUCGACAAACUACCACAAUGGGUGCUCGAUUUUCAAUCUUUUACUUAUAAUCCGACAAGAGAUCGUUUUUCUUCAAAUACACCAAUUUCAGUUAUGGUAGAAAAUUUGAUGAUAGAUCAAUUAAAUACAAUUCAUUCAUACAAGAAAUUUUAUGAAUUAUGUGCACCGAAUCAUUGUACUUAUUUUGAGAGAGUUCGAGUAAAAACUUUUGCUGAAUUAAUGGUAACAUUAAUGUCUUUGAUUGGUGGUUUAACAGUCUCUCUACGUCUUAUUACACCUCAAAUUGUUAGUCUUGUCUAUCGUUUAUUAACUCUAAUUAGCAAAAGACGAAACGAACAAGAAUCACAAGUUCGUCAGAAAUGGUCGAAUCGAUUGAAAAUAACUAUACAAAAUUCUAUCAGAUUUUGUAUUAUUAGUAUAACAAAUUUAAAUCUUUUUCCUAUGAGAUACUUUGGAAGUAACACUGAUCGAAUAAAAGCUAAACGUCUUGGUCAAAUAGCUACUCGUCUAUAUAUCAUUUUACAUAUUGUUGCAUUUGUUAUUAUUAUCUUCUAUAAUAUUGUUCGACCUGCAACACAAAGAGAAACUUUUGAUCAUCUAACAUUCGAUUUCUACAAACAGCUCGAGAAGAAACAUGGAAAUAAAUUAGAAUGUCCAUGUACAAAUAUUGCAUCAAAAUAUGAUAAUUUUGUGGAGAAUGAAGUAGAAUUGCAUGAGGUUUGUUCAAGUCCAUUCGUUUCGAAUGAAUGGAGAAUGAAUCUUACAGAUAAUCUACACUUAAGUACUGCGAUAUACGAACAAGGUGAUGAUUAUCGACGUUUUCUCUCUCCCCAUUUACAAUUUCUCAGUGGUUUAUGUAAUAUUUUCAAUGAAUUAACAAACAGUAGUAUUACACAAAUUAUGUCUUCUUUUAUGAUUACUACUCAACUCUUAACUGAAGAAGACUUUAACGAACGUCUCAAUUUGAAGAUUGAUCAGACAAAAUCCAAUGUCCAUACAAUAUUCACUCGUUAUUUCUCUUUAACUCAAAGUAUUAAACAUGGAAGUGCUUUAAUAUCAGGAUUUGGAAGUAAUUUCAAUUAUAUUUUUAACAAAUCUGUCAAUUAUCUAUUGACUAAACCUAUGAUAUAUGAUAAUCAAUGUUCAUGUGAAUUGUAUUCAAAUUGUACAACACAAGGAAAUUUUCUAAAGAUGAAUGAUUUUGAAAAAAUUCCACUUCAAGGUUUAAAAGUGGGAUGUUUACCAACAGAAUCAUUUCUUCAAUCAACACUUGAAUGCUUUUAUAAUCAAUCAUGUCUUGAUCUUAUUCGUGAACAUACGAAAUAUACAGCAAAAAUCACUCCAUUAUCUCUAGUCAACACUCGAUUUCCAUUAAAUACUACUAUACUCAAAUUGAUCAAUGAUCUAUUUGUUGAAAAAUGGAUACCAAAGGUGAAUUAUUCAAAUUAUUUUGAAAAAUGUUUACCCUUGUCAUGUUCUUAUACUUACGUUGAACGAAUUAAUUUAGUUUACAUGAUAACAUUUCUACUUGGUAUUCAAGGUGGUUUGACAAUCGUUCUUCAAUGGAUAUGUCCUCAGAUAAUUCUAUGUGUAUUUAAAAUAAAUGAAUAUCGAAAGAAAGGAACGAAUACUAUUCAACCAAGUAGUUCGAUGAGAAUCACAACUAUUGAAACUCAUCAAAAUUCUACAAACAAUUCAAAUGCAUCAUCGACAACAACUAUAUGGCAAAACUCUCUCAAGAUUAUCUUAAUGUGCAUUUCGGUGAUAAUUGUGGCAGUUCUUCUUACGAUCUUUUCUAUUUAUAUGGUUCAAUCAGCUUCUUCAAAUAACACAACAAUUAAUAUCGAUACAACGACGGUGACGACAACAACAUAUUCACGUAAUUCAGUAUCAAAUUGUCCAUUAAAAUUUCAAACCAUACCAAUACCUACAUAUUGUUCUUCUUCGCUUUUUAAAUCACCCGUUGUUGCUGAUCUCAAUAAAGAUAAUCGACUUGACCUCAUAUAUUUUUGCUCGAGUCUUAAGGCUGUUCUUGUGCGACUUGGAAUUGAUAAUGGAAAUUUUUCUAGACAAGUCAUAACUCCAAUAGAAACGUAUUCUGAUACAUUUCAACUCGAUAUUAUUGAUUUUAACAAUGAUGGACAACUUGAUCUUGCCUUUGUUGAAUUUGAAACCAAACAAAUAUUAAUGUUAGCAGGAUAUGGAAAUGGGGGUUUUCAAUUAGUUUCAACAUUUUCCUUUGAAAAAAUUCCACUUUCCAACUCUAUUGCUCUGGCUGAUUUUAAUGGUGACAAAUAUUUAGAUAUCACUGUCAUGGAUACGUUUGCAAACAUAAUUCUUAUAUACAUUGCAAUGAAUAAUGGGAAUUUUUCACUCCAAACGACAAUUUUUACUGGACGUUCAAGUUAUCCACAAAACCUAACUGCUGCUGAUUUAGACAAUGAUAAUAACAUUGACCUUAUUACUUUCAAUACAAAACUCUGCGGGUUUACUGUUUUUCGCGGUCACGGUAAUGGCAGUUUUGAAAAACACAAAUUUCAUCCGUUCGAUAAUUAUAUGCAUCUAUACAUGACAAUCAACGAUGUUAAUAAAGAUAAUCGGCUCGAUCUUGUUACUUGGAAUUAUCAUAAAGGAGCGAUUCAUAUUUGGUUUGGAUAUGGUGAUACUACUUUUAAUACAAGACAACCUAUUAUCAUACCAGUUGCAUCACAGCCAUCGGUAGCUACUGGAAGCGAUUUUAAUCGUGAUGGUUAUAUCGAUAUAGCUAUUAUGUACCCUUUAGAGCCGAAUAUGAAAAUAAUACUUGAAAAUGAAAAUGGAACCUAUUCUACAAUAACAGUAUCUUUGAAUGAAGAUGAUGUUCUGAAUGGUUUCAUUGUUAAGGAUUUCAACAGUGACAAUUACAAAGAUAUAUUGGUUAUCGAUGAUCAAUUGUCUACUAUCAAUAUUUUUCUCAACUUGGGUGAAUAUUGUGUACAUGAAACAUGA
Molecule: messenger RNA, 5355 nt
Organism: Adineta ricciae
Lineage: Eukaryota; Metazoa; Rotifera; Eurotatoria; Adinetida; Adinetidae
Source: the annotation of a GenBank genome assembly